Messenger RNA from Mercurialis annua (annual mercury), 3743 nucleotides. RefSeq lists its product as uncharacterized. NCBI's taxonomy places the organism in Eukaryota, Viridiplantae, Streptophyta, Magnoliopsida, Malpighiales, Euphorbiaceae. The transcript is spliced from 7 exons. Gene Ontology annotation, biological process: DNA transposition. The record is from RefSeq and is a predicted model, not a curated record. Gene Ontology annotation, molecular function: zinc ion binding; DNA binding; transposase activity. The coding region runs from base 1 to 3531 and encodes 1176 amino acids.
AUGGAUCUGUUCUUGAGGAAGAACAGAUCCAGGUCUGUUCUUGGAAGAACAGACCCUGGGAAUCUGUUGGGAGGAAUAUUGUUGGUCAUCGUGACCCUACUUGAAAGGAUGGUGAAAACUAUUGAUGUGUGCUUUCAUUUUGGUGGUACAUGGAGUAACACCCCUCAUUUUAGCUAUGUGGAUGAUGAGACUGAAGUCUUCCCUGGUUUUGAUGCAGACAUGCUGUCAAUUACUCACAUUAGGAAGAUGUAUAAUAAGUUCCUGGGAUUUCCUAAUGUGAGUAAAAAAAUUUUCUGCCUUAAUAAAAAGCCCCUAACAACCCACAUGUACCUGGCCCAGACAGAUGAAGAUAUUCGAAGGAUAUUGAGAAGGAAAGAUGAUCACAUGAGGCUGGAUAUAUACUCAGAUCAUGAUGUGGACAACCCAGUGUUUUUUGAAGACAUUCCUCUACUACCUUGGCAUAAUUCUCAAAAAGAUGGUGAUAUAGAUGGGGGCCCAACAGUUGAACCAGUUGUGGAUGUAGAUGGGGGCCCAACAGUUGAACCAGUUGUGGAUGUAGAUGGGGGGCCAAAUGUUCAACCAUUUGUGGAUGUAGAUGGGGGCCCAACUGUUGAACCAGUUGUUGAGGUAGUUGGGGGCCCAAUGUCUCAGCAGAUUGGUGGAGAUGUUAGCCCAAUGGUUGAGCCUGUGGUGGACAGUGAGGGUGAGGCAGAGUGUGAGGAAAUUGCUGAGAGUGAUGAUAUUGGUGAUGGUGAGAGUGAUGUUGAGGGUGAGAAAGAGGGUGAUGGUGAGAGUGUGGGUGAUAGUGAGAGUGAGUCUGAGUCUGAGACUGACUCUGAAUCUGACUCUGAGACUGAUUCUCAGUCUGGUAAUGAUGAAGAAGAGGGUGAUGGUGAAGAAGAGGGUGAUGCUGAGGUAGAUGGUGAUGCUGAAGAAGAUGAUGGUGAUGAGAUAGGGUUAUGUGGCAGUGGUAGUGAGGAGGAUACUGCCAAAAGAAGGAAAAGUGCUAAAAGAGAGUUCAAGCAAAAAUCAACUACUGAUCUUGUUGUUGGUAUGACCUUUGCAAAUGCAGUAGAGGUUAGGAAAGCAAUAGCAGAAUUAUCAGUUGCAAAUGGGAAGCCAGUGAAAUUCCUGAAGAAUGAACCUGAUAGAGUUAGAGUUACUUGUCAAGAACAAAACUGCCCAUUUCUAUUUUAUGCUGCUAGACCUUCAAAGGAAGAAAGGAUGAUGAUCAGGACCUUAAAUUUGAAUCACAGAUGUGGGAGUAGAAAAUUUGAAAAUAGAAGUGCUAGCAGUAGAUUUAUUGCUGGUCAGUUCAAAAGAAGACUUAAACAGAAUCCUUCCUUGAAGAGUAAAGAGAUGAGGCAGCAGUUGAAAGAAGAGUUCAAGGUGAAUGUGUCAGUUUCCAUUUGUAAGAGAGCUAAGAGGAAAGUAUUGUCAGAGCUGAAUUCCAAUUACAAAACUGAGUUUGCAAGGCUUGAUGCAUAUGCAGCAGAACUUAGGAGAUCAAACCCAGGCAGCAAGGUGCUAGUUGAAAUAUGUCCAAUCAGGUCCCGUGAAGGCAAAAGAGUGUUUAGGAGGUUAUUCAUAUGUUUUGAAGGUUGUAAAAGAGGGUGGUUGAAUGGCUGCAGACCCAUCAUAGGCAUGGAUGGGUGCUUUUUGAAGGGAGUGACACAGGGGCAAUUAUUGUGUGCUGUUGGCAAGGAUGGGAAUAACCAUAUGUUCCCAAUUGCUUGGGCCAUUGUUGAUGUGGAGGACAAAGACAACUGGAGAUGGUUUUUGGACUGCCUUAUUGACUCUCUGGAUUUGAAGAAUGGGUUUGGACUAACAAUAAUUUCUGAUAUGCAAAAGGGGUUGAUACCAGCUGCACAGGAGGCACUCCCAGAGGCUGAACACAGAUAUUGUGCAAGACAUGUGUAUGCAAAUUGGAGUAAAGAUUGGAGAGGGGGUGAAUUGAAGCUCAAGUUUUGGACAUGUGCUUGGAGCACAUAUGAGGAGGAAUUGAGUGAGAAUUUGAUUAAGAUGGCUACUGAUCAUGGGGAAAAGGCAGCUGCUGACUUGCUAAAAUACACUCCUCAUAAAUGGUGCAAGGCUUACAUUAGUGCAAGAUGUAAAUGUGAUAUGGUGGACAACAAUGUGUCAGAGACAUUCAAUUCUUGGGUGAAUGAAUUCAGGGACAGACCACCAAUCACACUUUUGGAAGAGAUUAGAAAGAAGGUCAUGACAAGGAUAGCAAACUACAAGAAUUUCACUUCCACAUGGCAAGGUGACUUCUCACCUGAUUGUUUGGCUACAUUUGAGUCCAAUUUUUUGCAGAGCACUGAAUGUCAGAUAUUGGACAAUGGUGAUGAUGGUUAUGAGGUCAGCCAUGGUGAUGAUCAACACACUGUAGUUUUCAACAAGAAGUCUUGUACCUGCAGGUUAUGGGAUAUAAGUGGGAUUCCUUGUGCACAUGCAAUUGCAGCCCUAUACCAUGCCAAGAAGAACCCCUUAGACUAUAUAUGCAACUGCUUCAACAAGAUAAUGUUCCAAAAUGCAUAUCAUUUUUCCCUACAACCUGUUAGGGGGAUCAAAUUUUGGCGUUGUGACAAAUAUGAGGCUAUUGAGCCUCCCCCCUUCAAGCAACCACCUGGCAGGCCAAAAAAGAAUAGGGUUAAAGCUAAAAAUGAGUCAAAGAAGCAGUCAGUCAGGGAGAAGCAGUCAGUCAGGGAGGGCCAGUCCAGUGAAAUGCAGAAAUUGGCAAGACAGAUUGGUCAUGUCAAAUGCAGUUUGUGCAAAGGGUUAGGCCACAACAAGAAAACCUGCAAAAACAAAAAUACUGGCCCUUCAACUGUUGGUCAGGGAGGAGGCAAUGAGUGUUCACAAGCAGAAACUGCUCAAACUGGCCAUGGAAGAACUUCACAACCUGGCCAUGUCAGUCAGGGAGGGACAGCCCAGGGAGCAACUGGCCAUGGCAGACAUGGAGGAACACCAAGAGCAGCAACUCAAGAAUCACAGUGUUUCCCAAGCACUUUCACAGGAAAUGCAAGGCAAAAAUUAAAAGUUCGCAAAGCAAAUGCCAGGAAUUUUGCCAAGAACAUGGACAAGGAGAGAACCAAUAGUGGUGUUGGUGUCACUUAUGAUCAACCAACUGGCAGGACAACAUUCCUUGGAUCAGUGACUGCUUCUCAUGUAGUUGAUCCUGGAAAUGUAGCAGCUGCCCAGCAACACACUGAUGCUUGGUCAUUCAGGUAUUCUUUGAGACAGAGAUCACCACUCUUAGCUCCUUCACAGAGGCCUAGUGCAGAAGCUAUGAGGAAGAUCAACUUCACUGCAGAUGGUCAAGGACCUGUUAAUUUGCCAUACACAGCAUCUUCUGGUAUCACAUACAAGGGAAAUCCAGCUAUUACUUUAACCCAGUUACAACGGCAAACACGUAAGAGGAAGACCCCUACAAAUACUGGAGAAAACACUCAGCAGUUUGCACAGUCUCAACCUGUUUUGACUAGAGAGAAGGGGAAAGCCAAAGUUCAACCUGAAAAAACUGCAUAAGGACUACACUAUAAACUACUUUUUGUUAAGAGCUGAUGUGCUCAAUUACAUUGAUCUCAUAGUAUGUAAUAUUUUUGUGUAUGGAUCCAUAUGUGGUCAUUAGGCACACUUUUUUUGUAAAGGGCUAUUGAGCUCCUUUAGAUAGCAUUAUAGCUUAUGUGGUCAUUAGGCACACUUUUUUUUUGUAAAGGGCUAUUGAGCUCCUUUAGCUA